Messenger RNA from Cladocopium goreaui, 1854 nucleotides. The record is from the annotation of a GenBank genome assembly. Lineage: Eukaryota; Dinophyceae; Suessiales; Symbiodiniaceae.
GAUCCAAAUUCUGACGACUGUCUUCAGUGUGGCGAGGAACAACAGGUUGGCACCUUGAUCAUGGCUGGUAUGGGUAUGAUGGGUACCUUUGGAGCUUUCUUCUUAUCACUGCUAUAUUUGAAGAUGCUUUCAGAUCCCAUCUUCAAAGGCCAGAUCAAACUCUACGUGGCGCGAAGAAUUGUGGACCGAAUCAAAGCACUGGCAGGCGUUGGUGGAGGAGGAGCACAGCAAAAAAAUCCUCUGGUAAAGCUGGCGGGCAAACUUCGAUUCAAGCGGGUGACUCUAGUCAUUCGAAAGCGGGAUGUUUCCGGCUAUUGGCACUACUUCAAGAACCGGGACCUGGGCUUCGUCUUCCGGGUGGAUCGAGAUCACGCGGUGCAUGUUGCUGGUGUGCGGCCUGGGUCACCUGCUUCCCGGAUGGGGAUUUCUCAUUCCUGGCGUCUGCUAGUUAUCAAUGGGAAGCACGUCAAAGCUGACACUGAGCAGGACGUCCAGGACCAGUUGGCCAACACGAAACUUCCGAUCUACUGUUUGUUCAGGGCCCCGCGGACAGAGAAGGAUGAUGAAGAAGCGGAAAUUGACAGCUCUGAUGCGAAGGAGCUCAGUGCCUCCGGGAUGCGGCUGAUCACAAUGUCUUUGGGAAUUAUGCAGUCUUUCAAUGGCAUCCAAAGGAUUGAUAUCGAGUGGCCUGAACUCUUCACCAAAGUCAUGGAGAUCCUCGCCAACUUCACCUUCAACUUCAAUUUUUUUCAGCCUGAUUGCAGUGUGUCUAGCCCCUACUGGUAUACUUGGCUUGGGUUCACAGUUGCGCCGUAUGCGAUGAUGGCCCCAAUUACCUUCUCAUAUCUGGUUGUCCGAUGGCUGUCCUUCCGAGAAAGCCGUGGAGAUCCACAAUACAGAGAUGUGCAGAGCUGGUUAUUGCUGAACGCUUGGGGAAGAGCCAUGCUGACGAUCCUGUUGCUCUUCAUCCAGAUGCACAUGACGAAGCUGAGCUCACCGUUCCAGUGCUACACUCUCAAAGAUGGAUCGGCAGUGAUGGUCGACUCCCAGGACAUCUACUGUGAUUUGGCUGAUGACCAGUACUUCUUGAUCUUCACAGUCGCCUGUGUUUUUUGGGUUAUCUUCGCGGCUGGCUUUGCAACUUUGAACGUCUGCUUGUACUGGAGCUACCACUGGCAAGCAGGUACAAAGACACGAGAUCGCAUUCCAAUCUAUGUGGCAGCUGUAGAGAUGAGCGUGGAGAACAUGAGGGGAUGGGUAGAAGUAGUCCGACUACGAGUGCUUAGCAACAUUGUCGCAGUGCGCACCUAUCCAUCUGUCAAGGACCAGGAGGCACAAGAAAGGCGAGCAUUCAUGGAGGCCAAAAUGAAGCAACGUGGUGUGGCAGUGGUACCGGAGACAAAGGCAGGAAGGGAACUUGACAAAGAACUUGCUGACAUGCGAAAGCGGAAAGCGACACUCGAGGAUGAAGUCAACCUGCGAGAGAUCAAGAUGAAGUGGAAGAACAAGGAAAAAUUCACCGAGAAACAAGCGUGGCCAGAUCGUUUGGACGGCAGCUAUGUUACCUAUGGUUGGGUACUGAUUUUUAGCACCUUUUUUCGACAGUUCGCUUUGAUGCUAUCAGCUUUAGUGUCUAACGACUUCCCUCCCUUCGGUGCUGCGUCUCAAUCCUUGGUCUUCAUGAUCAACUUCGGCGCAUUAAUUCUCCUUUUCCCAUACAAUGCCAGGCUGUUGAACAUUGAGGACUUUUCGCAUCUUUUCGCCAUGAUGUGCCAUGUGAUCCAUGUGUUCGCUCAGCUCGACUGGCUCAAUUCAUCAGCUUUGAUUUUUGCGUUAUCAUGGACCUUAAGUUGA